Meleagris gallopavo (turkey) is the source of this 1938-nucleotide messenger RNA. The record is from RefSeq and is a predicted model, not a curated record. NCBI's taxonomy places the organism in Eukaryota, Metazoa, Chordata, Aves, Galliformes, Phasianidae.
AUGUGGGACGGAGAGGAGAGGGGAGGGGAGGAGGGAGAGAGAAAGGGAAGGGCGGUGGGGUUACGGGUACGUGGGGGGUGUGAUCUGUGGAGCUACGACUUCUACACUGGUGAAUUUGUUGUGUCUCCUGAACCUGACACUAGUGUGCACACCAUCGAUCCCCAGAAGCACAAGUACAUUAUCCUUGGCAGUGACGGACUGUGGAACAUGAUCCCACCUCAAGAUGCUAUCUCCAUGUGCCAGGAUCACGAGGAGAAAAAGUACUUCAUGGGUGAGCACCGCCAGUCCUGUGCCAAAAUGCUGGUGAACAGAGCACUGGGCCGGUGGAGGCAGCGCAUGCUUCGUGCAGAUAACACCAGUGCCAUCGUGAUCUGCAUCUCACCACUGCAGGAUAGCAAAAACAACUUGGAAAAUGAAGAAGAACUGUAUCUCAACUUGGCAGAGAGUCCCUGCUAUAGCAGCCCUGAUACAAAUGUCAUGACGCCCUCCCACUGCUGCACCCCACCUGUCAAGCUUUUAGAGGAUGAUCCGUGGCCACGACUGAAUGCUUCUGAGCCUGUUCCCUCCCUCAUGCAUAGCAGCAUGAUCUCAGAAAAAUACGCCGAGCUGCCAAACGAGAUUGCCAAAAGCAAUUUACCUUCAUCAGGAGCAGCCCUAAAGGAUUCAGGUCCACAGGACGAGAAGUGCAGCAAAGCGUUGGCUUUGAGGAUACAGGAAUCCUACAGUAAUGGUUUGUCAGUCAGUCUAUCCCCAUCCAACUCUACAAAUUCAGGCACGGACCAAAAAGGCUUAAAGGUGUCUCCUAACAGCCAAACAAAAGCCCAGGAUGCGGAGAGGACACCCACAGCAAACUUUAAAAGGACAUUAGAAGAAUCCAAUUCUGGCCCUGCUGUGAAGAAGCCGAGGCGCGGCCUGAGCCGAAACAUGGGUGUCCAAGCAGAGGGCAUAUCCACAACGCUGCAGCGCAAGAACUCAAACAAGCUGGCCAUGCGGCGCAGCCUGCGCGGCCAGAAGAAGCUCGGCAGUUCACUCUUCCACCCACCCAGGAAAGCAGUCUGCGUUUGCUGAAGGGCAUUUGUGUAGGGGAAGUGUUUUAUUCUGAUGGGAAUUUUAAAGUUGGUGCAGAAGUUUGAAACUCUUCCUGUUUUAUCUUUUUUUAAAGUAGAAACUUUUUUUGGUAUCCAACAGCUUUCUCCCGGCCUCGUACUUGCUUGUAUUAUAACUGUGAAUUUUGUAGAUGUGUAGGGUAUAAGUCACUGUAAAAUGUGUGUAAAUUUGUAUUCCUUCAUAUUAAUGUAGUCUCUUUUUUUUUUCUUCCUUGUAUAAUUGUUAAAGCGGGGCUAAACCUUGUUUGAAAAAAAAGAAUAAAGUCUUUUUUGUUAAUUUACUAAAGUCUUGAAUUUGUAUACACUUCUCGUGAUGGGAAUUUCACAACUUUUUCACUAAAGUAAAUUAUUAAACAGAAUGGAAGAUAUGUAUUUUCAUAGUAUUAUAUGUCCCACUGGAGUGUGUCUUUUAGAAUACACUAGGUCUAUAUUUUGUUUUUAAAUUUUAGAUUUCUCUACUCAGAAACGUGGAAACAGAUGUUGAGUUGUGCUUUAGGCAGCUCGAUGUCCAUUUAUUUGUUAAUUAAAAUACUAUGCAGUAUCUUAUCUAGUUGCAUUUUUGUAACAUUAAUAGUCAAAGUAUUUAGCAAAAAAUAAUCGUGUUUUUAAAACUCCAACUCCCCAGUCGUUCAAUAAAGCCAUUCCCCCAUCCCUGCUCUCAGUGGUGGCAUUUCUACCCAGGCAUUCGUGUCUGCCCUACGGAGGUUGAGUUCUCUGCUGUUCCAAUACCGAUGGUGCUGCUAUACCUUUCAACAAGUUCUUAAGUUAUUUUAUGACAAUUUGAGUACGUGGACCACAUGUAUGUUCACCUAAAUAAAAAGUGAGAACUAAA